AUGGACUUCAAACACGGAUCGCAGAUAUUAAGUCCAACGAUAUUUUCAGCAGCCAUCGAACACUUAACCAUUAUUGGUGUUUCAUAUCCUGCUGGACAAGUGAUCAAUCUUUGUGAACAUACACCUCGUCUUCGAUAUCUUGCACUAGAUUUAUCAUGUCCGACUGGUAAUAUCGAAUUUCACACUACGAUUCCAUUGAUUACCGAAGUUAAUUUUAUCGUGAUUGGUGCCCAACAUGAGUUUAUUGAAAAUUUGUUACGAUGUAUGCCAAAUCUGUGUCAAUUAAAGAUUGAAACAUGUUAUGUAGAUAUGAAUGGAUACGAAUGGGAACAACUUAUACGAAAGUACUUACCGAAAUUAAAACAUCUUCAAUUAAAAAUGCGAUCGCACGUGAUGAACGAAAAAUACCGAAAAGAAUUGUUCACUUCAUUUCAAACACCAUUUUGGAUCAAAGAGCAUCAAUGGUUCAUUCGCUACCAUUAUAAUCAAGAUCACAAUGCGAAUAUGGUUUGCUUCUAUACAUUGCCAUACAAUUUUUCUACUCUUGAUAUUCAUUUUCCUGUCUUAUACAAAUCCACUUGCUUGAAUGAGAAAGAUUAUUUAUCAUAUGAUAAUGUACGAAAUUUAAGUUAUCAUUCGUCGGCAGUCAAUGAAAUGACCGGUGGAUCGGAUUUUGAGUUUCCUAAUAUAAAUAGUUUAUCAGUUAAGCUACCUAUCAACAAUCAUUUGUUGUCACUUAUGCGAAAAUUGAAUCAACUACAUUCGCUGAAAAUAACACGACCGAGUAAUAUAUCAGACGAGGAGGCACGCAAGCAAUUACAAACACUGCUUGAUCAUACACCACAUCUUUAUUAUUUGAAAUUUCAUUCGUGGUCACAGACAACGCAGCAACAGUGGAUACGCAUCGCUAAUCAAUCGAUUCGAAAGCUCAACCUUCUCGGUUAUAAUCAUUGGUUUACACAACAAGAUUGUGUUGAGUUAAGUCAAUCGUCACUAGGUAUCAAUUGUGAAGUGCUUUAUAUUAAAGUUGAAAAACGAAAUGAUAUAUGUUACUUAAUCGAAACCAUGCGAAGAUUACGGGCUUUAAUCGUUCGAUCAAAGGACGAUGAUGGAUCGAAUUUGUGGGCCACAGACAAUCUGCAGCUCGAACGAUGGCUACAACAAUAUUUACCCCCCAGAUGUUCAAUUAAACGAGAUUCUCGCUAUGUUCAUCAUGUUCGAAUAUGGAUUGAUUUAUAA
Messenger RNA from Adineta ricciae, 1239 nucleotides. The record is from the annotation of a GenBank genome assembly. Lineage: Eukaryota; Metazoa; Rotifera; Eurotatoria; Adinetida; Adinetidae.